AUGAGUAAGAAUAGCAUUGGUGAUACGUCAUUUUCGUAUGAAGCCUUCUUGGUCAACAUGCCCGGUAACAAAGCUGGGGCAAAGAUUUCGUGCCAUUGGAGGCUUCCUGAGCCCGCUGGAGACGUGAAUGCACAGAGAUAUUUCUACUCCCUUGAUCUGCUCCUGCAGAUAGAGAUUGUUGCUUGCGAAAACAACGAAAAUGGGAGCGUUAUUCCGUAUGCCACUGGCACCGUCCUUGAGAAUCUCGUCCAUGAGUGCUACAAGGUUCAUGAAGCGUCAGGCAUCAAGGUUGAACAGGCAGUAAAGGUGAUACUUGUCCCCAACAAUGGAUAUCUCUGCAGGACUGAUGUCCUUGAAUUGAGAAUGCGAAAUUCUGCAUUUGUUGGCUCAGUUAUUCGGUUUCCACCUUCUCCUGAUGGCCAUUUGUCAUCGAUUGCAGUAGCCGAUUACGGCAAAUGCAGCUUCCUAACUCUGUUAUCUUCGGCUCCUGGGGCGUUACUUGCGAAGCAGUCCUUAACAUCUCAUUCUGAAGCAUUCGCGGUAUUAGAAGAAGAGUUGAGAGUUCGGUUGUCUUUCAACUGGGUGCUUCCGACUAAACCGACCGUACGCAAAGUAGCCCUGAUCGGAGGGCGUCCCAUGUUCGACAUACAUAAAGGAUCAUAUGGCCAUCAAGGAACAUUCGAGGCAGCUUUAGCCCUAGGUAUAUUGGUAGACGUCGUCGAUCGACCGGGGCAUUGGCUUGAAGGAGAAACGUAUUCACAUCUAAGAAAUGAAUUCGUGGCCGUUGAUAUGACCAACGACGCGGAGCUUCCCUCGAGGAUUGCUGAAGCACUCAAAGGAAGGGGAAUCGAUGCUAUCGUUACAUUCUCGGAUGAAGUUGUGGUCGCCACGGCGAAAGCAGCAGAGAUAUUGGGCCUUCCAACCGAGUCCGCACAAGCGAUUUUACGUGCCCACAACAAAUAUGAGACACGCAAAGUGCUAGACUCUGAUAAUACCCAGACACAAACAUUGCGACUAGAUAAUGCGGCGCAGCUGGACGACCCUCCUGUAGCUAUGAAGGUGGCAUAUAUGCAAUAUCCGUUGAUUGUCAAGCCAUGUCGGGAUGGCGCAUCCCGUGGCGUCAGGAAAGUCAACAACUAUGCGGGCAUGCGCCAAGCAGUGCAGCAACUAGAAGAAAGUGGCCUCUCGAAGUACGGAAUUCUCCUCGAGACGUAUAUCGAUGGUCCAGAGGUAGAUGCCAACUUUGUGCUUUGGGAGGGCGAGGUCCUUUUCUGUGAGAUAUCUGAUGAAUUGCCCUGUCAGGCAGAUGCAAUGGAUGCGACUAUUUCGGACAAUUUCGCGGAAACCAUCAUGUUGCUACCAAGCAGGCUGGAUCCCACAGAAACACAGCUUAUUCAAUCGUCCCUUCAUCAGAGUCUUCUCAAGCUAGAGUUCCGCUCUGGAGUCUUCCAUGUUGAGGCCCGGGUGCGAAAUUCUUCCAUGGGCUAUAUCCAAACUGAUGGUAUCUUGGACCUUGCUGACGUCGUUCAUUCAGCAGCAGCGAAAGACCAGCCAGAUGUGUUUCUGAUUGAAGUCAAUGCUCGGCCACCCGGGCUGCAAUGUGUGUUCGCUACCACCUAUACAUAUGGUGUGGACUUCUAUGGGCUUCAGUUUCUUCGGGCACUCGAGGAUCGUGAGCGUUUUAGGGCUUUGUCCAAACCUUUCUCCUGCCACGCUCAGUACUGGGUAUUUCCUAUUGUACUCGAGGACCAGCAGAAGGCAUUUGUUGGAGGUCGGAGGUCGUGUCAGAGAGAUCUCUCAAAGGAUAUUGGAUAG
This is a messenger RNA of Trichophyton verrucosum HKI 0517, 1815 nucleotides long. RefSeq lists its product as uncharacterized. Lineage: Eukaryota; Fungi; Ascomycota; Eurotiomycetes; Onygenales; Arthrodermataceae. The transcript is spliced from 3 exons. Bases 1 to 1815 code for a protein of 604 amino acids. Gene Ontology annotation, molecular function: ATP binding; metal ion binding. The record is from RefSeq and is a predicted model, not a curated record.